Messenger RNA from Salvelinus sp. IW2-2015, 1176 nucleotides. NCBI's taxonomy places the organism in Eukaryota, Metazoa, Chordata, Actinopteri, Salmoniformes, Salmonidae. The record is from RefSeq and is a predicted model, not a curated record.
AUGGAAGGGCUGUGUGGUGGCGCCACCCGGGUCUCCAGGCAGGAGACUGUUGACACGGGCUAUGACACACCACAACGGCAAACACCAACCCAUGCUUACGUCUCCACCCCUGUUCCAGCCCCCAACCCCCGGCGUAACAACGCCCCGCCGCCCCCCCUCCCUGACUCCUCCCACAAUGCCAACAACUCCGCCCAGCGGCGCACGGCGCUCCUUAACUACGAGAACCUCCCGGCGCUGCCGCCGGUGUGGGAGACCGCCAGGCGCUUCUCCGAGGGAGACGAGGAGGAUGAAGAGGAGGUGUAUCACGGAUAUGGACCAAAGACGCCCUCCCUUAACGGCUACCACAACCACCACCAUCAUCACCACGGUCUGGGUCUGGACCCCAUGCACAACUACGUCAACACAGAGAAUGUAAACGUUUCGCUCAGCGCCAAGCUGGACUCUGCGCGGAUCCUUCCGCGGGGGCGGGACUCUAGCGGCCUCUGUUUGACWCCCACCGUCUUUAACUUUGACUUCCGGUCYGGGCGYCUGGCGGGCGGACCGUGUGGGUUGGAUCCCCUGAGGCAGCUGAACUACAUUGAGUUGGAGAUGGAGAGGGGUUCAGACUCCAGRGGGCCGCAGACACCCAAGACCCCCACCACUCCCUGUGGCGUCGGCCUGGGCAGUCUCCUCCUCCCCCCCUCCACCCCCACGCGGCGSACCGAACUGUACGCCAUGAUCGACAUCGAGCGCACGGCGGCCAUGUCCAGUCUUCAGAAAGCACUUCCCCGUGACGACGGUACCUCCAGGAAAACCAGACACAACAGUACUGACCUUCCUAUGUGAACUUCACCACGCCCCUACCAUACCUAGCCUACCAAGCACUGGCUGGAUCUCAAAUGGAGCCCUAUUCCCUAUAUAGUGCACUACUUUUGACCAGGACUAUUCAUAAAGUGUCUCAGAGUAGGAGUGCUAAUCUAAGAUCAGUUUGACCUUUUUAGACAGGAAGGAAUCUGAUGACCUGGACGGGGGGGGGUGGAUCUGAUCCUAGAUCAGCCCUUCUACUCCGAGAUGCUGAGUGCAUAACGACCCAGGGCCCAGAGGGUUCUGGUCAAAAUGAGUGCAUAACGACCCAGGGCCCAGAGGGUUCUGGUCAAAAUGAGUGGCAUAACGACCCCAGGGGCCGCAGAGGGUUUG